UUUUAUUAGAAAGAAUGAAUGGAAAAAGGAUGCUUCUAUUAUGGUUUUUGUAGUUGCGAGAAUUUUUUUUUUUGAGAAAAGGUCCUCUCCUUCAAUAUCAUGAUUGGGUCGAUCAGGCUAGAUCAUGAGUGAAUAUAAAAAAAAUGUACAUAGCUGUUCCAGCUGAAAUAGUUGGAAUAAUUCUACCACUUCUACUAGGGGUAGCCUUUUUAGUGCUAGCUGAACGUAAAGUAAUGGCUUUUGUGCAACGUCGAAAGGGUCUUGAUGUAGUGGGAUCAUUUGGAUUGUUACAACCUCUAGCAGAUGGUUUGAAAUUGAUUCUAAAAGAACCUAUUUCAACAAGUAGUGCUAAUUUCUCCCUUUUUAGAAUGGCUCCAGUGGCUACAUUUAUGUUAAGUCUGGUCGCUCGGGCCGUUGUACCUUUUGAUUAUGGUAUGGUAUUGUCAGAUCCAAACAUAGGGCUACUUUAUUUGUUUUCCAUAUCUUCUCUAGGUUUUUAUGGAAUUAUUAUAGCAGGUUGGUCUAGUAAUUAGGGGGCGGUCGUUUGGUCGCAUAUGAUACUAGGACCAAUAGGUUCAAAAUAGGUUUGUGCCACAGGUGUUGAACGAUCUACUCUACACAGGUGUAGGCUUACAGGGCUAGGGCUGAUAAAACCUUUCUUUCAUUUAUCAAUAGGGCCCUGCCCUGGUCGGUCACUUUUCUGGGCCGGGAUCGAUAAGUGGAAGUGAUAAAAAAGAAAUCUUUCUCUUCGCACCUCAGAUCAAGAAGAAGGGUUGCUUGUCAAGCUGGCCUAUAUAUAAUAAUAAGAAAUAGAAAGAAAUUUCUUAUUAUUAUAUAAUAAAAACUAUAAGAAAAAUGGAAAGAUUCACUUUCUUUUAAUCGACUCCUUCUUCUUUGUCAACGCUACUAAGGACCAAUAGGUUUGCCUACUUUACUUAUUAAAGAUAAUGAGAAUGGGUUAUUCAAACAAAAAGGAAAAGGCCCUACUUAGUUUCGCAAGCCUUUGUCAUUGUCAGUCAACUAAGUAGGGCCUGAGGCCCCCUGCGAAUCCGUAAAUCUGAGGAGCAUGCCGCAACAAAAGGAUGGUCCCCUAUGCAUUUCAUUUUUUCCUUAAGGGAAAAAAAAGUACCCCCAUCAUAGUGAACCUCUCCUUGUGAUCGGGAUAAGGUAGAUGCCUCCCAGCCGGGGGGCGGAUCGAAUCAGAGUUUCCUUAGGUAGCCACCGACCUAUAGUUAUCCUUAAACUUCCGUGCUUAGUGAAGAAGAAGUGAACAAAAGUAUGCUCACUUGCUGUCUUGUUCUCUGUCGUAAACUGGGAUCGCUCACCAGCUAGGUCAGAUUGGAGCAAGAUAUUUUUAGAACAUAUUCCCCAUAUUCAGGGACAAGGGGCGGAACAACCUCUCAAUUUAAUUACUGUAGCCCAGGAAGAAAAAUGUCAUCUAGGCAUUCCCUCUUGCUCCGAUCUCCCCUACACCUAGGACGUUGUCUGGGCCAAGAGCCAUAGUUAGUUGCUGUUUCUGAUUGUUUAUUCCUCGUUGUUGAUACCGGCAAGACCCAGCCAGAUGAUGUCUACUGGUUGGUAGUGAGAGGACUCUUAGUACCUGCAUACCCAAAAGAAGGCGCUGGUUAAAAACAAUCAUUUAAUUUUCUUUCUUGAGCCCUUAGCAGCGGGAAAAGAUUCUAUCUAUCUGCCUAGCUUUGGUAGAUUUCCCCAACGCAAUCCACAGAAAUUCCAUGAAUCCCUUGGUAGAUAAGUCCGAUGACUCAGCAGCCGUGUGGAAUUGAGUUUCUUGUCUGGUGGAUCUGAUCUAUAGUUAGGGGGCAAUACAUACCAAAAGGUUCGAA
Capsicum annuum is the source of this 1844-nucleotide messenger RNA. Its product is annotated as NADH-ubiquinone oxidoreductase chain 1. The coding region runs from base 144 to 533 and encodes 129 amino acids. The record is from RefSeq and is a predicted model, not a curated record. Gene Ontology annotation, molecular function: NADH dehydrogenase activity. Gene Ontology annotation, biological process: aerobic respiration. The transcript has a single exon. NCBI's taxonomy places the organism in Eukaryota, Viridiplantae, Streptophyta, Magnoliopsida, Solanales, Solanaceae. Gene Ontology annotation, cellular component: membrane.